Acanthochromis polyacanthus (spiny chromis) is the source of this 3077-nucleotide messenger RNA. RefSeq lists its product as uncharacterized. The transcript is spliced from 7 exons. The record is from RefSeq and is a predicted model, not a curated record. Gene Ontology annotation, molecular function: protein dimerization activity. Bases 1028 to 2008 code for a protein of 326 amino acids. NCBI's taxonomy places the organism in Eukaryota, Metazoa, Chordata, Actinopteri, Pomacentridae.
UUUCUGUGAAGAAAAAGAAAAUAAAUUAGAAUUAAAUGUAACUUUGUUCUUAAUCAUUUACUUUUAACAGGUUUAAAAGCAAAUGAACAGGUUUUUAAGUGUUUUAUCAUUUAAUGAAUUAACCACUAUUAACCAUUAAUGGAUUGCUUGCUAUUAAUCAAUAUUAAUCAAAUAAGAUAGUAGAAGCAGUUAAAAACUACAAUUGUCAAACAAUGAGCUCUGUGUGCAAUGCAUAGCCUGUAGUUAAAAAUAUCUGCAAUAAUUACAUUAAUGGAUCUCGCUUACCUUCAUCCUUUCAGCCAGUGAAGUGCGCACUCGGGAUUUGAACUCCCCCACUUUGCUGGUGUCUCCGUCGUCUGUCUGGAGAUGGAUGUUGAUCAGGCUGAAGGUGAUGGGAUAAGUAUCUGAUAUAGACAUCUCAGUCUCGGUUGACAUGACGGUUGUUGCGCACUUCAGUGUUGCCAGCACCGGAGCCGCAUCCUUCAUCAGCUGCCAGUACUCGUCUUUCAGCUCCAGCGUCCUCGCAUCUGCCAGUCUGGUUACAGUGCGGUCUGACAGCACAGCACACACGGCCCACCGCUGCUCUGUCAGUCUAUUAAACAUGUCACUGACCGAAUUCCACCUGGUUUUGCAGGAUUGGAUGAGCUCAUGAGACGGCAGCUGCAUUUGUUGCUGUUAGCUGCGAUCGCUUUGUUUGCUAUAUUACUGUGAUUGAAGUGUUCUACGAGUCUGCUUGCAGCUACGACUCGGUUCAUGUAGGUGGAGAAACCAUCGUUAAUGGCCAGCUGCAGGGUGUGAGCGAAACAUGGAACUGAGUGCCAACUGACUCGUGUGGGACUGUUUGCUGAGACAAUAUUCUGUGCAUUGUCAUGUACACAAGCUACACUACACGCCCGCUUGCUUCCACGCGGGUGUUAAUGGGGUUGCAAAGCAGCUGACAGACAGCUUCCCCAAGCUAGUUUCCGUUGCAUGUGCUGCCCAUCGCCUUGCUCUGGCCUGCAAGGAUUCAUCUAACGAGGUCAGGUACAUGGGGACAUUUCGAGACCAUCUACAAGAGCUCUACCUCUAUUUUCACAGCAGCGCUAAUUGCACUGCCAAACUUAAGUCAGCAGCCCAUGUCCUUGGCAUCAGUGCCUUGAAAGUGAAGGAAGUAAAGGAUGGCCGAUGGCUAUCCCAGCACCUCGCCAUUCAGACCCUUCAAAAGAAUUUCCCAGCUGUGCUUGCAGCAUUGGCUGAGGAAACAGAACUGAAGAAGUGUCCAGUAACAAAAGGAUUGUACACAUUCUGUGCAACCUACAGAUUUGUUGCUGCACUUCAUCUACAGGCUGAUUUUUUGCCUCACCUUGCAUGGCUGUCCAAGGUGUUCCAAAAAACUGAUGUCAACUUUCUGCACAUCAAAGAACAGGUUCCUGUCACAAUUGUAGUUUUGAGGGGUAUCAUAGAGGCAGGUGGGACAUCCCCUGGCUCAUUUCUGUCCAAGCUUCAUGAGGACCUAGACAACCCAGCCGCACUUGGGUCCUUCAGAAUUGUGGAAGAGGAGGAGAGAAGCAGGAGAGGCAGCGAGGCCCAAGAAAAGCCAAGGGAGGAACUGUGGAUCAGAUUCCUCAAACAGGUCCUUGAACCAUACAUCACCAGCCUCAUCAAAAAUCUGGAGAAGAGAUUUGAGAAUCUCCACAUCCUUGGAGCAUUCAGUGUCCUGCGGCCACAGGAACCCCAGUUGGAUGAUGCUGCAAACACUGCUCAUCUACAGACCCUCAUCAAGAAAUUCCUUCCUGGACAGGAUGAAGCCACAGUGGUCCAAGAGUGGAUGUCAUUCAAGGAGCAUGUGUCUUCAGGAGCAUUUAAGGACAAAAGCCAAGGAGCAAUCCUGGAACUGCUGGCCAGUGAGUACGAUGAAUGGGGUGACGUCUACCCCUGCCUGUCCCAACUUGCCGCUGCAGCCCUCAUCAUCCCAGUGGCAAGUGUAAAUUGUGAGAGAUUUCUCAGCAAUGAACAGGAUCAAAACUGAAGUGAGGAACAGGCUGCAAGGGGAGCAUCUUGCUGCAUGAAUGCGCAUCAGCAUAAAUGGACCUGACCCCCAAUCCUUUCCAUACAGAAAGGCAUUGGAGAUCUUUUUUUCAAAACAAAGAAAAAUACACUGCUUUGACAAAAACUGUCAGCUUUGCAAGUAGCUUUAAAUAGCUUUUUUCCUUUAUUUUAGUUUUUCUUUAGGGUUCUGUUUGUGUUAAAGCAAGUCUGCAGCAGGCUUAAGUUGUAUCUAUGUGCAAUAAAUAACACAUGGUUCAUAAACCAGUUUGACUAGAUUAUUUUGAAUGCACUUAUCAAACACCGCGACGUCCCCCUCCACCGCCCGGCCCACCACCACAAGUAAAUUCUCAACCUAGGGGAAACACUGAUGCCAUGUCCACAUGUAUCUGGAUAUUUUUAAAACCGUAUAUCCGCCCCCCUCCGUUUAGGAAAAAAUCUGCGGCCACACGUCUCCGUUUUCUACAAAAAUCUCCGUCUACACGUAUCCGGAGCGGUGGAGGCGUCUCUCGCGUCGAACAUGCCGAGGACGUGGAAUGGUUGUCAGGUGCAAUAUAGCAGAAGUCACAGCAGUCCUCCUUCUCUGAUGCUCUGCGAGGUGAAGCAGUAAAUGAGCUUGAAAGAUCAAACAACCAAAAAUCGCCUGUAGUAUUGUUGAAACCAGUACAGUUUUGAGCGCGUCCAUUCUGCUCCGAUUGUCUACAAAGGUCGCAUGUCUGACGUCACAGCAGUUUUGUCGCAGGCAGUGUCGUCUGCGCUCCUAAAACUCCGGUUAUGUCUGUCCACACGUAAACGCAUACCCGGGGUUUUUCCCAAAUCUCCACUUUGGCCGGAGUUUUCAAAACCUCCGUUUUCAGAACCAAAAACCUCUGGUUACGUGUGGAUGACAGGCCGAAUCGGAGAAAAAUAUAUGCGUUUUCAGACUUAUCCGGAUACGUGUGGACAGGGUCUGAGUGACCUUGAAUUCUUUGCCACUUUAAGCCUCACAACCAUAGACUGUAUAUAAAUACCAGGCUUUGCAAAAGUUCUGUUGCACUUGUUGAGACAUUCAC